Molecule: messenger RNA, 837 nt
Organism: Bacillus rossius redtenbacheri
Lineage: Eukaryota; Metazoa; Arthropoda; Insecta; Phasmatodea; Bacillidae
Product: serine protease inhibitor dipetalogastin-like
Exons: 5
Coding region: 161-640 (159 amino acids)
Molecular function (GO): protein binding
Source: RefSeq, a predicted model, not a curated record
GCGGGAGGGACCCCGCCGUGCGGUGGCGUCGAGGAGGUUAUAUACAGCGCCGUCCGCGGCGCGUCCGGGCUGGACGCUCUUCCAGACGCCGCGCCUGCCUGGAACACGCGCUGCCCGGGAACCAUCAGCUCUGCCAGUGUAGCGUUGAGCCGACGGGGCGAUGAAGACGUGCCUGAUGCUGGUGUCGGCGACGCUGCUGCUCCUGGCGGCGGGGCCGCGCGACGCCCGCUCCGAACAGAUGUCGCCGUGCCUGUGCACGCGCGAGAUGGAGCCGGUGUGCGGCACCGACGGCCGCUCCUACAACAACGAGUGCCGCCUCGAGUGCGUCGCCGCGCAGACCGGCCGGGACAUUCGGGAGACCGCGGCGAUGAGGACCGGCUUGCUGUGGCUGUGCUGCGUGGCGGCGGCGCUGUGUCCCGCGGCGCGCGCGCGCAGACUGCCCUGCAUCUGCCCGCGCGUGUACUGGCCCGUGUGCGGCUCCGACCUGCGCACCUACAGCAACGAGUGCGUGCUGCGCUGCGCCGUGAAGCGCGGCGAGGCCCGGGCAGAUGUCAAAGUUUUGAUGUAUGGAGAAUGUGAGGUCAAGAAACCCAUUGCACAUAAACCACACGCAGAAGAUUUCCUUGUUGUAAAUGUUUAGAUAUUAUUUUGAACUAUCCUGGAGGAACGAAGGAUAAUUUUAACUUGAACGUCGCGAUGCAUUGCUUGUGCCUGACAAGCAUUGUGCAGAGUGCAGGGUGUAGAUGCUGAAAGUAUCCUGAGACAAAUAACGUGUGACAGGUCUCAGUUCUCUUUAAGUAUUAGGCCUAGUGAAAUAAAAAUGAACUAUAUCCUUCA